This is a messenger RNA of Striga asiatica, 1393 nucleotides long. The record is from the annotation of a GenBank genome assembly. Lineage: Eukaryota; Viridiplantae; Streptophyta; Magnoliopsida; Lamiales; Orobanchaceae.
GUUCAAUCCUACAUAAUCGUGACUUAAAUAUUAAGCCAUGAAUUAAUGCAGAAUAUUUCACUAUAGAAGAUAAACAAAUCAUUAUCAUUAUUUUAUUGAAAAUGAUGAUGGGCUGCGACAGUAACUAACCUCUCAUCAUUGAUGCUAGUCCAUUAGACCACGAAACGACGUCGUUCAGGCAUCCAACUAGAACAAUUAAUUAUUUUAGCCCUUAAUUAAUCGAAUUAAUUGUCACUAAUUAAUUUGGUGCGCCCCUGAGCUACAAAUAGGCCGGCCAAGUUCAUUAACCCGCUCUGUAUUUAUCGGAAUUAUAUAUCAGUUGUGGGGAAAGACAAAAUAUUGAAACGCAGAGCACUCGGUGAAUCACCAAUGGCGACCAAAGUUUAUAUUGUCAAUUUUCGAGCAUGGAGUUGAGAUCAUAUGUUGGGACCUCAAUUCGUGUUACACAAAUUCUUGUGUGAGGUACUAUUCAAUGUAUGGGCAUGUGGAGAAACUAGCUGAAGAGAUAAAAAAGGGAGCUGCAUCUGUUGAGGGAGUUGAGGCCAAACUAUGGCAGGUCCCCGAGACACUACCAGACGAGGUCCUUACGAAAAUGAGCGCACCUCCAAAGAGUGAAGUGCCCCUUAUCACACCUAAUGAACUUGCUGAGGCCGACGGUUUCGUUUUUGGCUUUCCCACAAGAUUUGGAAUGAUGGCUGCCCAGUUCAAAGCUUUUCUUGAUGCAACUGGGGGCCUUUGGAGGACACAGAAACUCGCCGGAAAGCCUGCCGGAAUCUUCUACAGCACCGGCUCCCAGGGCGGCGGACAGGAAACUACAGCAUUGACUGCAAUAACUCAGCUUGUUCACCAUGGAAUGAUUUUUGUGCCUAUCGGUUAUACAUUUGGUGCCGGCAUGUUUGAGAUGGAGAAAGUGAAAGGUGGAAGUCCUUAUGGUGCCGGAACUUUUGCCGGUGAUGGUUCGAGACAGCCAUCUGAGCUUGAAUUAGGUCAGGCUUUUCAUCAAGGGAAGUACAUUGCCACCAUUGCCAAGAAACUCAAGGGGGCUGCCUGAUCUAAGUUGGCUCUUCCGGAUACAAUUAUACCGUUCGCGCAAUUUUUUUAUGAUUUUUCUUUUUAUCUUUUUUUUUUAAUUUUUUUUUUUUUUUUUUUUUCAUGUUAUAAGAUUGCAAAUGUGAUUCUUGAAGUGUCAUGUACACAGGUUAUGAAUCUGGCAUUACAAUACUACUGUCUCCAACAUCUUACAAUAUCUGAACCGUGUGAUUAUAAGUGAUUGUUGAAAUUAUUUGCAUUUCCUCUUAAUGUUUAGUAAUGUUUAUUCUCUCGUAUUUCAAUCUUUUGGAACUGCCCAGUUUCCCUUUUCUCCAUUUGGUGGAACUGCAAUUGAUGCAGUUCU